AUGGACAUAAGAGUUGUUGUUAUUGUGUUUGAGUUUGAGAUUGAUAUUGAUAUUGAGAUAAUGCUUUUUGCGAUUCUUUAUGCAACUCUAAUCUUGUUCCAUCGAAAUAACACUCGCAUAUCCACUGCUGACAAGGUUGAAGCUUUAUUUGAAUUAAUAAAAGGACGUAUAUUGGAUUUGGAUGGAACAUCUGAGGUUGGGGAUCGACCAAGAAGAAUUCAGUUUAGAGGACUUACUCAUACUACCGUAAAAUCCAUUGCCGAGUUUCAGAAUUUAUACAUCAUAUCAUGUUCUGCACACACGGCUGCACCCCAAAAGAGGAGUAUGUUUAUACAGACGCAGUCCACUCCAAAUACAGAAUCUCUCAUGUUUCAUCCCAAUGCUUCCUGGGAAUUUCUUAAGCCGGAAAUAUUUGCUGCUAUUAUGGAUUUCUACUCCUCCGGUGAACCUCUCUUUCUAGAUUCUCAAGCUACUGCAUCGAAAGACACCGCAAUUCACGAUGAUGAUUCUGAAACAGUUGCAAUGAUCAAGGAACUCUUAGAGACUCGUAUUUGACCAGCUGUACAAGAUGAUGGGGACAUUGUAUAUUGUGGUUUUGACCCAGAUACCGGGAUAGUCAAACUUAAAAUGCAAGGAGCGUGUAGUGGCUGCCCAAGUUCUUCAGUGACUCUGAAAUCAGGCAUUGAGAAUAUGCUGAUGCAUUAUGUACCGGAGGUUAAAGGCGUGGAACAAGAAAUGGAUGCCAAGGAUGAGGAAGCAGAAUUAAGUGGACAAGUGGAGUAGUUGAUCUUGUAUUUUUCUGUAGUUGCGGUCUGCAUUUAAUCUUAACAUUUCAUACUCAACAGAGAAUUCAAUGUACGACAGCAGUACAUGAUGGGGACACAAAUGAAUGUAUACAAAAAAUUAAUAGUAUUUAAUAAGUUGUGAGUUGGAUAAAUUGC
Lathyrus oleraceus (garden pea) is the source of this 941-nucleotide messenger RNA. RefSeq names its product nifU-like protein 4, mitochondrial. Gene Ontology annotation, cellular component: mitochondrion. Lineage: Eukaryota; Viridiplantae; Streptophyta; Magnoliopsida; Fabales; Fabaceae. Gene Ontology annotation, biological process: iron-sulfur cluster assembly. Gene Ontology annotation, molecular function: iron ion binding; iron-sulfur cluster binding. The record is from RefSeq and is a predicted model, not a curated record.